GCAAAAUACCCGCCGGGCGUAGAAAUAUAUUCGCAGAAAUCUAAUGUAAUCACGACUACUGGGAGAGGCGUCAGAGCCCUACAGAAAAGAAAUGGCAGCUGAUAAAGCCCUUCAGCUAAAUAAUGCAGUAAGAAGAGGAUCGAUCGAGACUGUCCGGCAGUUGAUAGAAGAAGGUAAUGAUAUCAAUUCAAAGGUGAAUGAUGGAUGGACAGCCCUUCACAGUGCUGUACAAAUGGACGAAGAGGCGAUUGCCCACCUUCUGCUGGACAGAGGAGCUGAUCCACUUGCUAGGAAGGACAACAAAGCUACCCCCUUUAUUCUAGCAGGGAUAACAGGCAAUGUUAAACUUUUAAAGCUCUUCCUUCAGAAGGGGUCGGCCAUUAAUGAGUGUGAUUUGAAUGGUUUCACAGCAUUCAUAGAGGCUGCUAGGUAUGGGCAAGAAGAGGCCCUGAGGUUUUUGUAUGAGUGUGGGGCAGAUGUUAACUUGCCCAGAAAUGUGGCUGAUGAGGAUAAAAGGGCCUUGAAUAAAGGAGGAGAAACAGCCCUGAUGGAUGCUGCCAGGUAUGGCCACUUCUCUGUUGUCAAAGCCCUAGUUGAAGAAUUGGGUGCUGAUGUGAACAUCUGCGACAACUGGGAGAGAAAUGCAUUGGUCCAUGCUCUCUCAGUGACUAAAAAGGACCAGGCCCAAGGCAAAGAGGCAGCUGCCCUUUUCCUCUUAAAACAUGGGGCUGAUGUGAAUAAGAGAGAUGAAGUUGGGAAAACUACUUUGAUCCUGGCAGCUGAAAGGCAAAGCCUAGACCUGGUGAAGGCUAUAUUGGAAAAAGAAGAAGUGGACGUGAACGAUGCUGACAAAAACAACAAGACGGCCCUUAUGGCAGCAGUGGAAAUGGAAAAUUAUGAAAUAGCAAAGACCUUGUGUGAAAAGGGAGCAAAAACAGACAUUGGGAACUUGAUAGAUAUGGCCAGCCUGAAUUACAACAGCAGAAUGAUAACGCUUCUUCGCCAGUAUGGAGCAUUGUCUUAUCUAAGGCAGCCAGAGAUACAAUGGACCUCUGCUAGCAGACACUGGAAAUCCAAGCUCCGAGAUCUUUAUGGAAAGUAUCGUCCUAUGAUUGGAAAACUCAAGAUCUUCAUGUUUCUAGAUUUCCGAAUUCAGAGAAGUUCCUAUGGAGGUGUCUACCUAGGAUUCUACAAUGGAGAAGAGGUGGCUGUGAAGAUAUUCCCCACCACUGCAGAAAAUGCUGAACGAGAGAAAACCUGCCUUGAGAAGUGCCGUACCAGCAAACAUCUGGUGAAGUUCUGUGGGUGGGAAGAGCAGAACUCCUGUCUCUACUUGUGCCUUUCCCUGUGUGAGAAAAACCUUGAGGAGUACUUCAGGACAGCAGAGACUGAGAAUGGAACUAUGAGAAGUAAUGUUAUUAUUGAAACAAUAUUUCAGGCAGUGAAGGAACUGCACUCAUUUGGAUUUGGGCAUCAAGAUCUGCACCCAAGUAACAUUUUGAUAGAUGUCACAGGCAAGGUUUUUCUAGCAGAUUUUGAUAAGACCAGAAAAAUAGAUGAUGAAAAAGAUCUUACCAUCACAGAAGAUCUGCAGGCUCUCAGAAGUCUAGCCCUGUAUGUUGCUAUGAGGGGCAGAAUCCACUUUGAAGCCUUGCCUGUGCAGUGUCCAAAGGAUGUAGAUGAUCACUAUGAAAUAGAAGACCUCAGAGCAAGACUGGAAUCUCCUGAUGAAAACAUCCCAAUCACUGAACAACUGGGACAGUUGAUCUACCAUCCUUAUUUCUGGAACAAGAAGGUGAGAUACAGGGUCUUAAGAGACGUUGGGAAUGAGAGCGAUAUAAAGACACGCAACACUCGGCACCAUAACAGCACUAGUGAAAUUCUGAAGGCUCUGAAUAGUGAGGAAGAUCCUUUCAAGGACUGGACUGAAAAGAUUGAUAAGGAUGUAUUGGACUGUAUGGUUGGUCCCUUUAAUGACAAGAAGAAUAAGAAGAAAAACAAUAAAGAUUAUGAAAACUGUGUGACAGAUUUACUGAAGCUGAUCAGGAAUAUGGGGGAGCACUUCAGUGAGAAGGAUGAGAAGGUGAAGGAAAUAAUCAAGGAGCCAGAAGACUAUUUUCUGAACCUUUUCCCAAAUUUAACAACUUAUGUCUACCGAACUUUGCAUAAUAUACAAUAUGAUAAACACUUUCCGAAUGCACAGAAUUCUUCUCAGCUAUAAUGGGGACCAAUAGACAUAUAUUCUUCAUGAGAGUUCUCUUCUGUUCCAAGGUGUAAGAGGCAAGCAACAUGUCCCUCUUUUUCUGAGCCUCUUUCCAGAAUUAAUCAUUUUCAUCUUGCCAGAAUUUGUGCAACACAGGAUGAUAUAUAUUCUCCAAGUGCUCAGAACCCUUCUCAUUUGCAAUGAGAAUCGGCAGCAGUUGAUUCUUGCACGUGACUCUUCUGCCUUUCUUCAGUUUGCUCCAUUCAGCUACGAUACCAGAUAAAGUCAAGUAAGAAAGUAAAAUAAGGAAGCUGCAGCAUGUGUAAUAUAAAGAGACAGAAAGGAAGGUUCUGGCUGGCAGAAGGGAGCUUUAGUUGUCUAUGCAUUUGCCAAACUUGUUUGCUUGAAAUUGAGGCUUUUUCUCACCUACCAGCUAAACAUCAAUCCAGAUGUUGUAUAAUUUCCUGAAUUUUAUGCUGUGCCAGUGGAAAGAGAAAAUAAAUACUUUCUAUUACAUUC
Messenger RNA from Lacerta agilis (Sand lizard), 2722 nucleotides. RefSeq names its product ribonuclease L (gene RNASEL). The coding region runs from base 92 to 2221 and encodes 709 amino acids. The record is from RefSeq and is a predicted model, not a curated record. The transcript is spliced from 7 exons. Lineage: Eukaryota; Metazoa; Chordata; Lepidosauria; Squamata; Lacertidae. Gene Ontology annotation, molecular function: protein kinase activity; ATP binding; RNA binding. Gene Ontology annotation, biological process: protein phosphorylation; mRNA processing.